AUGCAAUGUUACACUGAGUUAUCACCACCUACUGCAGUCACACACUCCCUAAGAAUUCCGUUUAUUUCUGCCGAUUCGAAUAAUCUUCUUGUUGCUAAAACUAGUCUACUACAGAUAUUUACCACGAAGGUUGUCUCGGUCGAGCUCGAUACUGUACCAGAUGUCGACGUAUCCCGGCGAAGUGAAAAAAAUGACGCUUUACCAAAUGACGAUUCAACUCGGAAUGAUCGGGCGCGAAGGACAAAGCUCGUACUAAUUGCAGAAUAUACACUCUCUGGAAUUAUCACAUCACUUGUCCGAGUAAAAACCGUGUCAUCAAAAUCUGGUGGAGAGGCGGUGUUGAUAGGAUUGAAAGAUGCAAAACUUAGUCUUGUGGAAUGGGAUCCGAUUCUUCAUGGAAUAUCUACUAUUUCAAUUCAUUACUAUGAGCAAGAUGAUCUCCAAAGUAGCCCAUGGGCACCAAGUUUAAAGGACUGCGUCAAUUACCUUUCUGCUGAUCCUGCUAGCCGAUGUGCAGCUCUAAAGUUCGGUCUUCGCAACUUGGCGAUUCUUCCGUUCAGACAAGGUGAUGAGGAUGUGAACAUGGUAGACUGGGAUGACGAGUUGGAUGACAAUAACUCAUCUGAAAAGAUUGCAUCGAAAAACGUGAAUGGAUCUGCUACGAAGGACGAGAGACCUUACAAUGCAUCUUUUGUACUUCCUUUGCCUAGCCUCGAUCCAAAUCUACGUCAUCCUAUUCAUCUGGCCUUCCUCUACGAGUAUCGCGAACCUACUUUCGGAAUUCUUUCGUCCAAUUAUUCUCCUGCAUCCUCGCUUCUUUCUGAGAGAAAAGACAGCCUCACAUACAUGGUGUUCACAUUAGAUCUGUACCAAAAGGCGUCUACAACUAUUUUAUCUGUAUGCGGUCUACCGUAUGAUUUGACUCAAGUCGUUGCGCUACCGGCCCCUGUUGGUGGAGCUCUACUAAUUGGUGCAAAUGAGUUGAUACAUAUUGACCAAGCAGGAAAAGCGAAUGGAAUAGCUGUCAAUAUGUUUGCUAAGCAGUGUACUUCUUUAAACCUUUAUGAUCAGUCUGAUAUGGAAAUGCGCCUUGAAGGUUGUAAGAUUGAGCAGAUUUCUGUACAAACUGGUGAGAUGAUAAUAAUUCUCCUGGACGGCAAGCUUGCAUUGCUAAGCUUCCAUAUGGAUGGAAGAUCGGUAUCUGGUCUAGGGAUUCGUCGAGUAGCUGAAAUUUCAGGAGGCUCAUUAAUCCCUACAAGGGCAUCUUGUGUGAGUGCUCUCAGUCCAAACGCAGUAUUCGUGGGGAGCGAAUGUGCAGAUUCGGUUGUUCUUGGAUGGAGUCGUCGUGUGAACCAUACAAAUCGCCGUAAAUCGCGACAAGAAUUAUCUGAGGAGGCUGGCGAUAUCUCGCUUGAUGAAGAUGAUGACGACGAUGCAGACGACGACUUAUAUGGCGAUACUAUUUCAUCUCAAAUAGAAUUCGACGAGAGAUCAGGUACGCUUAACAGCAAGGCAGGAGACUAUAUAUUUUAUAUCCACGAUACACUUGCAAAUAUUGGCCCAAUUUUAGACGUAACUUUUGGGAAUUCGGCGAACCAAAAUAGUGUCACUGCUAAAAAUACACUGGAAGAUAAUAAUGGACACUUGGAUAUAAUAGCAGCUGUUGGUAAAGAAAAAUCCGGCUCUCUGGUUAUCCUUCAUCAAAAUAUUCAGCCCACUGUAAUUGGACGUUUUGAAUUUCCUGAAGCCAGGGGAAUAUGGACGGUAAAUGUAAAAAAACUUUCGGAAAGGAAACACGAGAAUUCUAAUGAUAAUUCUAAUUUGGGAAGCUGGCAUGAAGUCCAUCAGGAGUAUGAUAGAUUAAUGAUUGUUUCUAAAGAAAUCGAUGGGAGUGUAGAGAAAUCUGAUGUCUUUGCUCUGACAUCAGCUACCUUCGAAGCUUUAACGGGAACUGAAUUUGAGCCAGCUGCUGGACAAACAGUUGAAGUUGGCACACUAGGUAACUGCAUGCGGAUUAUCCAAGUCCUCAAAUCUGAAGUUAGAAGUUAUGAUGGUGAUCUCGGUCUAGCACAGAUUAUUCCCAUGUAUGACGACGACACAGGUGCUGAGCCAAAGGUUGUUAGUGCGAGUUUCGCAGACCCGUAUUUGCUUCUAGUAAGGGAUGAUUCAAGCAUUUUUGUCGCUCAGUGUGACGACAACAAUGAGUUAGAGGAAGUAGAUAGAGUGGAUAAAAUACUUCUAACAACAAAGUGGAUCACAGGCUGCAUCUAUUGUGAUUCUACUGGUAUAUUUGCUUCUGUGGACCCCGAAAAAAAAAUAAAGAAUCGAGGUAGGGUAAUGAUGUUUCUACUCAGCGAGAGAGGUACAUUGCAUAUUUAUGCACUACCAGAACUUACCGAGCCUGUCUAUGUUGCUGAGAGCCUCUGUUUUGUUCCACCAGUUUUGAGUAUUGACCAUGUCGUGCGAAGGACUACUGCAAAAGCAACUAUCAUUGAAAUGCUAGUCGCGGACCUUGGGGAAGAAGUUUCAAAGUCACCUUAUCUUAUACUUCGUUGCUUGAAUGAUGAUUUAACAAUAUAUGAGCCCUACCGCACCAAAAUAUCAUCUACAAGCGAUCUUUCUUCAACACUAAGAUUCCUCAAACUAUAUAACCCACAUCUCGCUAAAAAUCCCGAUAUUUCUGGAAACGAAAAUCCCGAUAGUGUUCGAGAAAUUAGAGAGAGACCUAUGAAAUCCAUCCCAAAUGUUGGGGGUUACAGCUUAGUUUUCUUACCCGGAACGUCUCCUAGUAUUAUAUUAAAGAAUUCGAAAAGUAUUCCGAAAGUGAUAGGCCUACAGAGCAUAGGCGUAAGAGGAAUAAGUGGCUUCCAUACUGCUGGUUGUGAAAGAGGGUUCAUUUAUGUUGAUGUUAAAGGCAUUACACGUGUUGCACAAUUGCCUCAACAAACUAGUUUUGCGGAGCUUGGUAUGCCCCUACGAAGAGUUGAUAUCGGGGAUGCUGUUCACGCUGUGACAUAUCACCCACCUAUGGACUGCUACGUCGUGGCAACAAGUACGAAAGUUGACUUCGAGCUCCCCAAGGAUGAUGAUCAUCACCGAGAGUGGGCGAGAGAAGAUAUUUCGUUCAGAGCUACAACAGAACAGAGCUUUUUGAAGUUAUAUAACCCUAUUAACUGGUCAGAAAUCCAUACAGUUGAAUUGGAUCCCUUUGAGAGUAUCCUCUGCGUCAAAACGUUGAGUCUUGAAGUAUCUGAGAUAACGAAUGAGCGUAGGCAACUUAUAACUGUUGGCACAGCCAUCUGUAAGGGGGAAGACCUGGCCACAAAGGGACGUAUAUAUGUAUUCGAUAUCGUAUCUGCAGUACCGGAACCAGAUCGACCUGAAACAAAUAAACGUCUGAAACAAAUUGCGAAAGAAGAAAUCGCUCGCGGGGCGGUUACUGCCCUAUCUGAGAUAGGUACACAGGGUUUUAUGCUUGUUUCCCAAGGGCAGAAGUGUAUGGUCCGAGGUCUAAAAGAAGAUGGAUCUCUUCUGCCUGUUGCAUUCAUGGACAUGAACUCUUUUGUCACGUGUAUCAAAGAACUUCGUGGUACUGGUCUAUGUAUCUUUGCCGAUAUCAUUAAAGGUGUUUGGCUUGCCGGCUAUACUGAAGAGCCAUAUAAAAUGAUGUUAUUCGGAAAAUCAGGGAAAAAAAUGGAAGCACUUACGGCCGAGUUUUUGCCGGAUGGGAAGGAAUUAUAUAUCGCUGUAGCUGAUGCAGAAUGUAAUUUGCACAUCUUGCAAUAUAAUCCAGAGCAUCCUAAAUCCUUACAUGGUCAUCAGCUAUUACACCGUUCUACAUUUGCCCUCGGCGGUCACUUCCCCACGACCAUGACUCUUCUCCCUCGCACUAAGACAUCCGUACACCUCCCUCCCUCUACAAACACUAUGAAUACGGUAGUAGAUACGACUAAUAUUGGUCAUCAAAUUAUUAUAACACUAGAUACAGGAUGUAUUGCUCUGUUAUCGCCUUUAACUGAAGCCCAAUACCGUAGACUGAGCACGCUAACCACACAUUUAUCAAAUACCUUGCAUCAUGCUUGCGGACUGAACCCAAGGGCAUUUAGGAUUGAUCGAGAUGCCCCGGAAAGCAUGGCAGGUGGUCGAACAGUUGUGGAUGGCACGCUCUUAAGCCGUUGGAACGAGCUAGGAAGUCAACGGAGAGCUGAGGUGGCCGGAAGGGUUGGAGUCGAUGUGGACCAGAUUCGGGAAGAUUUACUUGUAUUGAGAGGCGGAUUGGACUUUUUGUGA
Blumeria graminis f. sp. triticale is the source of this 4290-nucleotide messenger RNA. The record is from the annotation of a GenBank genome assembly. Lineage: Eukaryota; Fungi; Ascomycota; Leotiomycetes; Helotiales; Erysiphaceae.